AUGCAUCUCCCGUCCAAAACACCGUGGAAGUCUGUCGGGGAGUAUCUAGGCUUUUCAUUUGCCAAGUCCAACCCACGAAAACUGGUCAAGCGAUCAAAGAAAUCAUUAGGACAACUCCCCAUUGAGAUACUUAUCCAUCUGUCUGCCUAUAUCGAAUCGUGCGUGAGGAAUGGUACGCUCUCUGUGGCACAAUACCAGGGCCAAGCAAUGACAAUGAUGUCCACGCUUAAUGAAAUUCUGACUGGAACAGAGCGUGUGCUAGACACUCCUCUACCCGCCGCGUAUAGUAUUUCCAUCUCCCAGAUCUCCUGGAUCUAUGUUAUGCUUCUUCCCUUUCAGCUUUAUAAAUUCUUGCACUGGACCACCAUCCCUGCUUCCAUGGUCGCAGCAUACAUAAUUAUCGGACUACUCACCAUCGGCAGCGAGAUCGAGAAUCCAUUUGGAGAGGAUGUCAAUGACCUCCCACUUACCACAUACUGUCGCCAGAUUACCAAAGAGCUUGACAUGAUCACGGCCACGCCUCUUCCAAAUGUGGAGGACUUCAUGAGCCGUCCUGAAAAUCUUGUCUUAUUUCCACUGAGCCAAGAGGGAUACCCCUCCUGGAAGGUGCUUAGCAAAGCCGACAUUCGUACUGCGCUUCAGGCUAUGGCUCUUGUGAGUCCUAACCGAGAACCCACCUUGGAUGGAACGAGUAUCUCAUCCAGUCGAAGGGCGACUUAUGCCAGGGACACCGUCGAGCCUGUUUGA
Molecule: messenger RNA, 747 nt
Organism: Penicillium odoratum
Lineage: Eukaryota; Fungi; Ascomycota; Eurotiomycetes; Eurotiales; Aspergillaceae
Exons: 3
Coding region: 1-747 (248 amino acids)
Molecular function (GO): chloride channel activity
Source: RefSeq, a predicted model, not a curated record